Messenger RNA from Menidia menidia (Atlantic silverside), 2001 nucleotides. The record is from the annotation of a GenBank genome assembly. Lineage: Eukaryota; Metazoa; Chordata; Actinopteri; Atheriniformes; Atherinopsidae.
ACCGUUGCCAUGUCGACCUCAUCGCUACGGCGACAAGUAAAGAACAUCGUCCACAACUAUUCAGAGGCUGAAAUCAAGGUUAGAGAAGCCACGUCCAAUGACCCAUGGGGUCCCAGCAGCUCUCUAAUGUCAGAGAUUGCAGAUCUGACCUACAAUGUUGUAGCCUUCUCAGAAAUCAUGAGCAUGGUGUGGAAGCGCCUCAACGACCACGGCAAGAACUGGAGACAUGUGUACAAGGCGAUGACUCUUAUGGAAUAUCUUAUUAAGACGGGCUCAGAACGGGUUGCACAGCAGUGUCGAGAAAAUAUAUACGCAGUCCAGACCCUCAAGGAUUUCCAGUACAUAGACAGGGACGGCAAAGACCAGGGCCUGAAUGUGCGUGAGAAAGCUAAACAGCUGGUGACACUGUUGAAAGAUGAAGAGAAACUAAGAGAGGAGAGGAUCCAUGCCCUCCAAACCAAAUCGAAAAUGGCACAGACCACCAGUGCCUCUUCGGCUCCCUCGGCGCCCAGCUUGGGGGGCAGCCUGUCACUGGGCUCCCACUCUGGGGGAGCCGACCCUGAGCAGGCUUGGCCUCAAAGCUCUGGAGAGGAAGACCUGCAGCUGCAGCUGGCUUUAGCAAUGAGUAAAGAAGAGGCCGAGCAGACUAGCACGGAUCCACUGGAGGAUGCAGAGCUCCGCUAUGCACUCACUCUGAGCAAAGAAGUGCACCAAAAGGAGGAGCGGCUGCGCCGAGGCGACGACCUGAGGCUCCAGAUGGCCAUCGAGGAGAGCAAGAGGGAGAAACCUAAAGCAGAGGAGGGUGCUCUGAUGGAGCUGACUGCUGUGGACCCCUGGGGGGCCGCUCCCGCUGCCACUGUGGGCUCAGCCGGCCCCUCACCUCCUCCCACGGUUUCUGGCCCGGCCGCCCCCGGCCCCUGGGGCGCGGCCCCCGCAGAUCCAUGGGGAGUAGCCUCACCCACGUCCCCCACCAGCUCCGACCCGUGGGGCGGGGGAGCGCCGCCCACCAUAGCCCCUCCCCCCGACCCCUGGGGAGAAACAUCCAACAGGGUCAACAACGUGGACCCCUGGGGCAGCUCAGGUAGGCAGCCGCCGCACACGCUCACGUGUAGCCCCAGAAUGCGCUCAGCUGUGACCCCCCCCAGUGCUGACCCCUGGGGCUCCCCAGUGCCACCCAGCACAUCCUCAUCUGGGGGGCCAGUAGACCCCUGGGCAAGGGACGGGUCUAUCCCUGCCUCUGACCCUAUCACCUCCGACAUCUGGAGUGGCACCGCCAAACAAACUAACGGCACAGGAGAUCCAGAGAGGCGAGGGUCUUCAACAACAGGCUGUGACAGCACGGGCUCGCCGGUGCCCUUUGACCUGUCCUCUCUCGGUUCUUCACUUCCCGUUCGCAAGACUCCCGAGUCCUUCCUCGGCCCCAACGCAGCGCUGGUUGACCUCGACUCGCUGGUGUCAUCUAAACCCAAGCCCAAACAGCCCCCGCCUCCUUCCAUCUCGUCCUCCUCGGCACACAACCCCUUCCUUCAGAACACAGGCUCAUCUGCUCCCGGCAUGGCAGUGACUCCCGGCAGCACCAUCUCCAGUCGAGGAGUGUCCCCAACACCCGCCACCUCCAACCCUUUCGGUGUGGCCCCCGCCAUGACCUCCAUCUCACCCGGGCCGUUGUCACUGGGCCUGAGUAGCCUGCGCACCAGUCCCGUGCCCCCCAAUCCCAUGCUGGGCAUGAUGCCGCCAGCCAUGGGUCUGGGGCCACUGGGUGUGGGCGCGGGCGCUCCGGGAAUGGGCCCCGGAGUGAUGCAGGCCAGCCCCAUGGGCAUGCCCUUCGGCGCGCUCUCCCCCAUGGCCCCGCCGGGCGCCGUUCCGUUCGGGGCGGGGGGCGCGCCCCCGCCACAGCUGAUUUUGGGUGGGCCCGCAGCAGCCGGAGGAGUGAUGGGGGCAGGGGGGUCCAUGGGAGGGGCAGGAACGACAGGAGCCAGCACCAAUCCAUUUCUUCUCUGA